Messenger RNA from Aphis gossypii (cotton aphid), 2265 nucleotides. RefSeq lists its product as uncharacterized. NCBI's taxonomy places the organism in Eukaryota, Metazoa, Arthropoda, Insecta, Hemiptera, Aphididae. The coding region runs from base 1 to 2265 and encodes 754 amino acids. Gene Ontology annotation, molecular function: DNA binding. The record is from RefSeq and is a predicted model, not a curated record. Gene Ontology annotation, cellular component: nucleus. The transcript has 8 exons.
AUGGUAGCAGCAGGGUUGUACCCGUGGUCAACAGCCGAAUCUCUUAUGCGAAAUGCCCGAAGAAGAUCUUUGCCUAGAUUGCCUAAUUCAUUAGUAGACUUGGCAACUCUAUUUGACAAGGGCCAGCUUAAUCGGUUUUCUUGCUGUGACUCUUCGUUUUUUAGAGAAUGUGUUAGAGAUGUGGAUGGCAGAAGUAGCAUCAUUUUUGGAUGCAUGAAUUUAAUAGUUAGUGUUCUACAACAUGGUGUGACAGAGGUACAUGCGGAUGCCACGUUCAAGGUUGUACCUAGAAACAUGGGAUAUCAAUUAUUAACGAUUCAUUGUAUGAUCGGAAACCAUUCUAUACCUGUUGUCUAUGUUCUCAUGGAAAGUAAGUCAAGGAACUCGUAUGAAUGCGUUAUGCGUUUUGUUAAAGACAAUUUAUUAGCAAAUCUAACGGUUGAAAUCAUUAUGAGCGACUAUGAGACGGCUCUGAGAGAUGUUUUGAUUUCAUCAUUUCCGGAAGCUCGUUACGCUGGAUGCUGGUUUCAUCAUAAUCAAGCUGUAUGGAGAAAAAUGAAUAGUUUAGGGUAUUUGCAUCAUCUAAAUACUAACAAUAAUGCCCGUAAAGUAUUAAAACUUUUAAUGUCCCUUCCAUUAUUGCCGGCCAGAGACAUGGGAAACGGGUUUUUAUUAAUUCGUGCAUUUGCACGAAAUCAUGAUGUUCACCUGGAAAGAUUGUUAUCAUAUUAUGAAAGAUAUUGGCUAAGAAAUAUUGGUCCACAAGUUGUGUCAGUUCAUGGACUGCCUCGUCGGACAAAUAAUAAUAUCGAGAGCUUUCAUAAUACCUUAAGAUUAAAAUUUUCUGUUGCACAUCCAAGCUUAUGGGUAUUUCUAGGCACUUUAACCACUUUGAGCAGCAGUUACCAUUUGGUUAAUCAGCAACUUUUGAACCACUUGCGUCCUACUAGGCAUUUGAGGGCCAAGUUCUUAGCUAAUUCUCAUAGAAUAAAGAAUGCCACAGAACAGUAUCAAAUAGGACUGAUAUCGAUGUGGCAAUUUCUUCGGCGCUGCUCAUAUACUAGUGCAGCAUAUGAAUUAAGGCAGCGAACCUGGGCUUUGAGAAUGAACGAUCCAGAUGGUGAUGCUGAAUUAGACCACAAUAUUCCAGUUGAUGCAGUUCCACCAGCAGAUGCAGUUCCACCAGCAGAUGCAGUUCCAGUAAUUCAAAAUAUUGUUGAUCCACGGCCUAUGGACAAUAACUUAGAUUUGGAUAUGGAUCAACUUUUUAAUGAUCCACCAGGUUCACCGCCAAUCAUAAGUCCUCCAGAUUCACCAAAUGUGCCUCAGUCACCGGGCAAUAGAAACACGUGUAUGACAUGCUUAGUAGUUUCUUUAGCUGAAAGUGCACAGCAUUACAUUGUGUUACCAUGUGGUCACGCAUGGGUGUGUAACAGGUGUGUAAUGCAGUUGGAACAACAAAAUUCAAUGCCCAGAGUGUAUAUUUCUGAUCUCAGAGGGAGACAAUAUAGGAAAAGAAAUGAUGAUAAUUUGAAUGCUGCUAUUGAAGACGUGAGAAGUAGAAUGUCAUUAAGAAAAGCUGCUAAAAACCACAAUUCAUAUUAUUCUACACUCCAAAGAUGGGUUAAAGCUAACGAAAGGUUAGUCAAAUGUGCAGAAUGGGGCUAUCCUAUGAAUACUAUGGAUUUAAGAAUGAUCGAUAAAUAUAUAUGUGAUAAAAAGAGUUUAGUUGUAAAGCGGUCUAAAAACUAUAUGCCUGGUGUAGAAAAAACCUUUGAAGGUGUACCACUAUCAAACAUUAUCAAUUAUGAUGAAACUAAUUUAUCUGAUGAUCCUGGCAGAUCAAAGGUUAUUGCCAAAAAGGGUAUGAAAUACCCAGAACGAAUAAUGAAUUCCACAAAGUCGUUAACUUCAAUCAAGUUUGCUGUAUCUGGGGAUGGUUAUGUUUUGCCUACUUAUGUUGUAUAUAAGUCAGCAUAUUUAUACGGGCCUAGGAGAAAUGGUGCUCCAAAAAGAACACGAUUUAACUGUUCAAAAUCAGGUUGGUUCGACACAAAAUGUUUCGAAGACUGGGUGUUUACUGUUGCUAUUCCAUACUUAAAAAAGUUAGAAGGUCCAAAAGUGCUUAUAAAGGAUAAUCUAUCUUCCCAUUUAUCUUGUGAUGCCAUAAAAAUGUGUGCUGAUAUUGGAGCUAAAUUUGUAUUCCUUCCAGCAAACUCAACACAUUUAACACAACCGUUGGAUGUAGCGUUCUCAGGCCUCUAA